Fopius arisanus is the source of this 1917-nucleotide messenger RNA. RefSeq names its product forkhead domain 102C (gene fd102C). The record is from RefSeq and is a predicted model, not a curated record. The coding region runs from base 225 to 1538 and encodes 437 amino acids. The transcript has a single exon. Gene Ontology annotation, molecular function: RNA polymerase II cis-regulatory region sequence-specific DNA binding; DNA-binding transcription factor activity, RNA polymerase II-specific. Gene Ontology annotation, biological process: cell differentiation; anatomical structure morphogenesis; regulation of transcription by RNA polymerase II. Lineage: Eukaryota; Metazoa; Arthropoda; Insecta; Hymenoptera; Braconidae.
UCGCGAUACGAGCCAAAUAUCCAUCAAUCUCAGUGUGUGAUCAAGCUGUGAGAGGAUAAUUUUUAUUUAUAGUUUGGCAAUGUGCAGUUACUGAAUGUGUGAAGAUUGUUUGAAUUAUUGACAAGGUGACUGUGGAAUUCCGUUGCUGGGACGAAUGACAGUUAGAGUUUAAAAGUUUCGGUGGUUUCAAAGUGGAGGUUGAUAAGGGUGAAGGUUUUAGGAGAAUGUGCAGUAACGAGAGUCCACCGCCGGCGAAGGAGCCUCUGGCGGUUGGUCUGGGGGUUGGUAAUCCAAUGGCUGGAUUUCUGCCGGGUCUGGAGCAGCAUUAUAGGCUUCAGUUCUAUCAUUAUGCCAUGGCUGAACGUUUGAGACUUGUUCAGCAGUUACAUCCACAACAUCCUGGAGUGGGUCAUCCCAAUUCGGGAGGACCAACGUCACAUCUAGGAAUGUCACCUGGAUUUCCAGCACCGCUGCCUCUCUAUCCGGCGGCCGCAGCGGCAGCGGCAGCCGCUGGUUAUCCCAGCAGAUUAGCUUUGUCAAUGGCUUUGCUUCAUCCUCAUCAUCCGAGAAUUCCAGAGGAACCCAAGCCUCAGCACAGCUAUAUCGGGCUAAUUGCAAUGGCGAUACUGUCGUCACCUGAUAAGAAAUUGGUGUUGUCGGAUAUUUAUCAACACAUAUUAGAGCACUAUCCGUACUUCAGAUCCCGCGGGCCCGGCUGGAGGAACUCGAUAAGACAUAAUUUAUCAUUAAAUGAUUGCUUUGUGAAAUCGGGAAGGAGUGCCAAUGGAAAGGGUCACUAUUGGGCCAUUCAUCCAGCGAAUCUUGAAGACUUCAGAAGAGGAGACUUUCGGCGACGCAAGGCCCAGAGGAAAGUCCGUCGUCACAUGGGUCUGGCCGUCGAAGAGGAGCCAGACAGUCCUAGUCCACCACCGUUACCACCAACUCCACCACCGGCGGCACUUGUUGGACCAGUCAAUCCACAAGCGCUAUCGGCAAUCUGGAGUCCUCAUCAUCAUCAUCAAGUCUCCCAGCAGACGCAUCAUCAAACGCCCCAGCAGCUGUCACCUGAGUCACCAUCUCCAACUCACAAUCAACAUCGCCAGGUUCACAGUCAGACGUCGAUGAGGAGUUCCUUUCAGCCGGCGCGGAAACGGCAAUUCGAUGUUGCCAGUCUUCUAGCACCUGAUGACCAGAACUCAGAAUCUUCGCUGCUAAGAGCUGCCAAAGUCAGGAGAUUCAGCUGCAGUGAAUCAGAACACGAGGUGGAUCAGAUUGAUCAAGAAGAGGAGGAUGUUGACGUUGAUGUCGAUGUUGAUGUAGACGUUGUCGCUGAGACGAACCCCUUGUCGUCACCCGUUGGCACCCCCAGUGCUAGUCCUGACAGCAAAAUGAUAUCACCUAGCAGUCACUGUGAUUGGAAUUCACCGACGGCCCUCAGGCCAUCUGGCCAACCCCUAUCCGCUAUUCAUCUUCACAAUCAUCUUCACGUGAGGAAUUAUUACAUCCAGGCAAACGCAACUUCUAGCUCCAGCGUAUAGACUUUUUUAUACUUGAUAAGAUCACAGUAGAUAAUGAGUAACGGAAUUCGGUGUACAUAAAUCCUUUUUUUUUGAUGAUGAUCUCCAAUGUUCAAAGUGUAAUAUAAAACUCAGUGUAAUAUAUUAGCUUGUAAUGAUAAUUGUAAUUGAUGAUUGUAAAAUCCUGAUUGUGUAAUUCGGGAGGAAUUCUGGUCGAAGAAUUGAAAAUCCAAAAUUAAUAACAAAACCUUAUGAGAUAACGGAUUUCUUCGUAUGUUUAUGUGAAAAAUGAAUGUCCUUGCGUUCUCGUAGUCAGAUUGGAAGACGAAAUGGCAAGAUGCAUAGGAGGAGUGAUAAGGAGUAUCACCGGCUUGAUAUCGGUGAUUCAAUAAAAGUCUGU